Messenger RNA from Psammomys obesus (fat sand rat), 8755 nucleotides. It is a transcript of the gene Amotl1, whose product is annotated as angiomotin like 1. Bases 120 to 3149 code for a protein of 1009 amino acids. Gene Ontology annotation, cellular component: bicellular tight junction; plasma membrane; cytoplasmic vesicle. Lineage: Eukaryota; Metazoa; Chordata; Mammalia; Rodentia; Muridae. The record is from RefSeq and is a predicted model, not a curated record. The transcript is spliced from 15 exons. Gene Ontology annotation, biological process: establishment of cell polarity involved in ameboidal cell migration; angiogenesis; hippo signaling.
ACUUAUUUGUGAGUCCCUGUCACUGUUAGAACUUAGUGUUUUGUUUUGUUUUUGUUUUUGUUUUUUGUCCCCCACGGCUGGGCACCAGAACCUUCUCUCAGGCAUCCGGUGAGAGCUGCAUGCACAAGGGGCUAGGUGCAAACAUGGACCUCAGUGACAGCUGGGCUUUGGAGGAAGGAAGCUGGCCGUCACAUCCUGGGGCUCACCGUUUUCCCAACACCAGAGGGGACAGUGAUUUUGUGGACGCCACUCCCGCGCCUUUUAGCCCGGAGGAUUUGGCUCCUCCCCCUGCCUGCUACAGCCCCAGCAGUCUUGUGCAGAUCGUAGAAGACCCCACCUACUUCUACCCUGACUUGCAGCUCUAUUCUGGGAGGCAUGAGGCACCGACUUUGACAGCGGAGGCAAGCGGAGGCCUAAGGGGGAAGGGUGUAGAGGACCCUCUCUCCAACUUCCACUCCCCGAGCUUCCUGAGGACGCCAGAGGUGGAAAUGAGAGGUUCUGAGGAUGUGGCAGCCGGAACAGUGUUACAGCGGCUGAUCCAGGAACAACUGCGCUAUGGCACCCCGACUGAGAACAUGAACCUGCUGGCCAUUCAGCACCAGGCCACAGGCAGUGCGGGGCCAGCCCACGCCACCAACAACUUUUCUUCCACGGAAACCCUCACUCAAGAAGACCCACAAAUGGUCUACCAGUCGGCCCGCCAAGAACCGCAGGGUCAAGAGCACCAGGGGGACAACACGGUGAUGGAGAAGCAGGUCCGGUCCACACAGCCUCAACAGAACAACGAGGAACUGCCCACGUACGAGGAGGCCAAGGCCCAGUCGCAGUUCUUCAGGGGACAGCAGCAGCAGCAGCAGCAGCAGCCACAGCCACAGCAGCAGCAGCAGCAGCAGCAACAGCAGCAGCAGGGACAAGGGCCCCUCAGCCACACUUACUACAUGGCUGGAGGUACCAGCCAGAAGUCCCGCACAGAGGGGAGGCCAACGGUGAACCGGGCCAACAGUGGACAGGCACAUAAGGAUGAGGCCCUGAAAGAGCUGAAGCAGGGCCACGUCCGAUCCCUCAGUGAGAGGAUCAUGCAGCUGUCACUGGAGAGGAAUGGGGCUAAGCAACACCUCCCCAGCUCGGGAAAUGGAAAGAGCUUCAAAGCUGGAGCUGGGCCGUCCCCAGCCCAGCCUGCCUGCAAAGCGCUGGACCCCCGCGGCCCUCCACCUGAAUACCCCUUCAAGGCCAAGCCAAUGAUGUCCCCAGGCAGCAAGAACCAAGAUCACGGACUCUACUACAGUGACCAGCACCCUGGGGUACACCACGAGAUGGUCAAACCUUACCCAGCGCCUCAGCCUGCGAGAACAGAAGUGGCCGUCCUGAGGUAUCAGCCGCCCCCGGAGUACGGGGUCACCAGCCGCCCAUGCCAGCUGCCUUUUCCGUCCACGGUGCAGCAGCAUAGUCCCAUGUCCUCUCAGACUUCCUCUGUCAGUGGGCCUCUGCACUCCGUCUCCCUGCCUCUUCCACUUCCCAUGAGCCUGGCUGCUCCACAACCUCCACCAGCCUCCCCCAGUCAGCAGCUUGGACCAGAUGCCUUUGCAAUUGUGGAGCGAGCCCAGCAAAUGGUGGAGAUUCUCACAGAGGAGAACCGUGUGCUUCAUCAGGAGCUUCAGGGCUGCUAUGACAAUGCCGACAAGCUGCACAAGUUUGAGAAAGAGCUGCAGAGGAUUUCGGAGGCCUAUGAGAGCUUGGUCAAGUCUACCACGAAGCGCGAGUCUCUGGACAAAGCAAUGAGAAACAAGCUGGAAGGUGAGAUAAGGAGACUUCAUGACUUCAACAGAGACCUCCGAGAUCGACUGGAGACAGCCAACAGGCAGCUGUCCAGCAGGGACUAUGAUGGGCACGAAGACAAAGUUGCAGAAAGCCAUUAUGCGUCUCAGAACAAAGAAUUCUUGAAAGAAAAGGAAAAGUUGGAAAUGGAAUUGGCAGCAGUGCGGACUGCGAGCGAGGACCGUCGGCGGCAUAUUGAGAUCCUGGACCAGGCUUUGAGCAAUGCCCAGGCCAGAGUGGUCAAGCUGGAGGAAGAGCUACGAGAGAAACAAGCCUACGUGGAGAAGGUUGAAAAGCUGCAGCAGGCCCUGACGCAGCUGCAGUCAGCAUGCGAGAAGCGAGAGCAGAUGGAGCGCAGGCUUCGGACGUGGCUGGAGCGGGAGCUGGACGCACUGAGGACACAGCAGAAACAUGGAAACGGCCAGCCAGCCAGUCUCCCAGAAUAUAAUGCUCCUGCCCUCAUGGAGCUUGUGCGGGAGAAGGAGGAGCGGAUCCUAGCCUUGGAGGCCGACAUGACCAAGUGGGAGCAGAAGUACCUGGAAGAAAGCACCAUCCGGCACUUUGCCAUGAAUGCCGCUGCCGCUGCCACCGCUGAGAGGGACACCACCAUCAUCAACCACUCGAGGAACGGAAGCUAUGGCGAGAGCUCACUGGAGGCCCACAUCUGGCCAGAGGAUGAGGAGGUGGUGCAGGCCAACAGGAGGUGUCAGGACAUGGAGUACACUAUUAAAAACCUCCAUGCCAAAAUCAUAGAAAAGGAUGCCAUGAUAAAGGUCCUUCAGCAACGAUCCCGGAAGGAUGCUGGGAAGACGGAUUCUUCCAGCCUGCGGCCCGCUCGCUCUGUCCCAUCCAUUGCUGCAGCCACCGGGACACAUUCCCGACAGACAUCACUUACCAGCAGCCAGCUGGUGGAGGAGAAAAAGGAAGAGAAAUCCUGGAAGGGCAGUAUAGGAUUCCUUCUGGGGAAGGAAAAUCCGGGACAGGCUUCUGCUCCUCUGCUGCCGACCACAUCCGCCUCUGUGCUGUCCCCUCCGGCUCCCACCACAUCGGCCAGCAGCACCCACGCCAAGACAGGCAGCAAGGACAGCAGCACGCAGACCGACAAGAGCACUGAGCUCUUCUGGCCCAGCAUGGCUUCCCUCCCCAGUCGCGGCAGGCUGAGUACCGCCCCUUCCAACAGCCCCAUUCUGAAACAUCCAACUGCCAAAGGGAGCGUGGAGAAACUGGAGAACUCUCCUGGUCACGGGAAGUCGCCAGACCACAGAGGCCGAGUCAGCAGCUUGUUGCACAAGCCUGAGUUCCCGGAUGGAGAGAUGAUGGAAGUGCUCAUCUAACCAUCAUCCUGUGGAGCGUCACACCAGCAUGCUGACAGAUGAGAGAAGAGGCUGAAAGAAAAGGCCUAGAUGGUAGCAACCGCAAAACCAGGACGGGCAUGGACCCCUCAUAAUGUUACCAAAACAGAUGGCUCACAUGAUUGCAGAGAGAGUGAAAGAAGAUGCAGCAGAGUUGAGAAGAAUUAGGAAUGGAAUUGCCCAUUAUAGAGAAAUUGUAUGUCUUAGGGAAGCUCCGUGCUUCCCCCUUUCUUGGCUUAUACACAGAUGAAGAAGAGUUGGGCCUUCCUUGGAAUCACCUUGUUUCCUUUGCCUCUUAGCAGGUUUGGUUUAAGAAGAAUUUGCUAGAAAUCCUAAAAGCCCAUCUUGGGUGUGUGUGUGUGUGUGUGUGUGUGUGUGUGUGUGUGUGUGCGCGUGCGUGCGCGCGCGCGCGCGCGCGCGCGCGUAUACAUGUGCACCUGCCCUUAGCAGGUGCAUCCAAAGUAAUGGGGAAUUCCACAGACAAGUUUUGUUGAUACUUGGCUGUUCUGUUUAUGGUUUCAGAGAGUGUAAAGCUUUGCUUGUCUGGACUGAACGACAUUUUCUGAGCAAGAUGGGAGCAUGAUGACCUUGGUCCUCAUCUACCUUAACUUCUUUGAGGUUAUCUCUGUCUCUACUCAUUAUUUUGUUGUUGUAUUUUUUUUUCUUUCUGUUUAAUGAGAUAUAGCAGUUUCUUAUGUGUGGGCCUUAGGAGACUGUCAUCCUUGCUGUGGUACCCAGUUGGACAGAGCCUCAUGCUGCUUCCCCUGCCUUCGCUUAACUGCUAGCUGAACUGCAGCUGUUAAUCUCACGGUGACCAGGGAAACCUGGAUGAGGAGCAGGAGUCCUGAGUCACUGACAUCACUUCAUGCCUCUGAUUUGAUUCCCACCCACAUCCACUCUUUUGCAAGGAGCUCAACAGUUACAGCCCAUUGCCCUAUUGAGAAGACUUCCCUGUGAACAGGUGCCACAGGAACUUGAUAAUGGUUUGCUCUGAGCUCUCUAAAUAGCAUCCAAGAUCUCACCAGGUAUCCUGGGCCACUUUCUUGUAUUUGAAGCUCUCAGGUCUGUUCAUUGCUCUCUCCUGCCCCAUUCUGCCCUGGUUGCUGUUGGCAAGUGCAGUGCGCCUUCCCUGAUCAUUUCUUUUUGUCCUUUCUUUUUCUUUCUUUCAUUCCUUCUUUCUCUUUCUUUCUUUCUUUCUUUCUUUCUUUCUUUCUUUUCCUUCCUUCCUUCCUCUUUUCCUUUCCUUUCCUUUCCUUUCCUUUCCUGUGCACUUGCUCUGUAGCCCAUCAGAAUGGUAGAUACACAGUGUGGUCAGUGUUGUACAAGGAACACAACUUACCCAGAGUGAGGCAGCAAUGUCAUGGAAAUGAGCUACUGUGAGAGAGGCAAGGACCUAAGGCUGCUGCCAUAAUGAGGUCUCAUAUACUUUACUGUGGGCAGUGGCUUCCUGGAGAGCACAGGAGAAGCUGCCCAGGGUACAGAAGGCCCCUCAGGCGCCUGCACUAUCCCCAGCUCAGGAUCUGUUUUCCAAGUCCCUCUUCUCAUCACUUUUGAGCCCCUCUUAAAUGCAAUCCUGAAGAUGGCUCUGCCCAGGGAGCUCCCCUUGAGUCAGCUGUCCCAGGAGCUGUUCCUAGGGUGAAAUUAUGGCCUCCCGAGUUGGGGUAGUACAUGGAUUAUGAGAGGUAUAGCCUGGAGAACAGAGGACAGGAGCAGAGAGGAGGGGAGAGGAGAGAGACCAGUGGUGUUGCCCUCUAGGACCCUGGACCGUCUGACAGGACAGAGCUGGGGCUGGCCUCCCCAAGCAUGACUUGGCAGGGGACACCAGGCUGCACAGCCACCCCUUACAUCUGCCUGCCUCAUAUCUUGCAGCCUGAGAACUGAGCUUGCCCUGUGUGCCCUGUGCACACCGUGGGGAAGUAGAGUGAGAAGAUGGCACAAGAGAUCCUGCCAGUUGAGAAGGGCCUGAAAGAUGGAAGCAGGUGGAGGUAGGGACCAUUUUUGGAUAGGGCAUGGGAGCUGAGUUGAUCAUGACUCAGUCUCUUAAGAGCUUAUUAUCUCUAAUUAAUGUUGGGGACAAACCAGAAAGGAAAGUGUAUAGAGAUGGGGAAUUAGUAAGGUCUUCCAGCCCUGCGGCCAUGUCUGAGCCACCCUAAACUUGGGCUCUCUCCCAGCACAGGGGUGAGGCACUACCCAGUUUAUUCAAAGUCUAGUCUGAGUGUUAAGUCUAGUCUGAGUGUUCCAGCCACAUUGCACACUUGGGCAGAAGGUCUCCUGAUCCAGCAUUCCCCUCCCCACACUCCCUGCACUGUCAGUAUUUCACUUGUCAGAACACAAAGAGGACACAGACAGUGACCAGGUUAUCAAGUACAUGUAUACUGUAGCUAUUGUCCAAGACCCCAUGUUGAGAGAGUGGUCUUUCCGUCCUUGUAAUCUUCUUGAAACGUACAGGACAAAGGAGCUGCAGGCACUCAGCAGCCGUGAAUGUGCUCUGGGGAAUUCACAGGAUCUGAUCUCAUUUGAUACUAAGAACAGCAGCACUACAUAGGUAUUUUAGUUCUGACAGUGUGGAAGGCCUAGAAAAAGAACCUCGUAACUGGUCCUUGAAGUACCAGGGAAAGAAGGCCAGGUUGACUCUCUUGAUUGCUCAGACGAAGGAACUAGCCCCAUGAUGGGUACGGCCCAUCUCCAAGCUUUCACCCCAGAUGCUAGGACUUAAAGCAAAGACUCAGAAGAGGGGCCUCAAGCCCAGGCUGCACGGCCUUGAACAUGAUAAGAACCCAGGAGCUAUGUCUGGCUGCUCCGUGGCCCCACUUAUGAUACUUGUGUGCACACGCAGAGAAUCUGCCACACCUCCUGGGGCCUGAGAACAGGACGAAGCCCAAACCUUAUACAACUGCCAAACCACGCCACUACGCUUUUGUGUUCUGUUAGAAGCACAACUACAAAGCAGAUGAAAGAAAUAAUAAAGUCCUUCCUCAUAGUGUAGAAGUCUAGUCUUCAGGUCUCCUGGGAGCAUUUGGUCAUAGAACUUGAGGGUCUUAUAUCAGGAUAAAGGGUAAGGCCUUGGCAUUUAGUGAUGAUUGGCCAAUCUCCUGCUUUGUCCUUGGAGUGGCCAGUGUGGUGAUGCCCGCGUACCUCCAGGUAUCACGUGGGACAGGAGAAGUGUUGAGGUCAUGUCUCUACCACUGUGGUUUCCGUAAGUAGAUCCUUCUAUAUGUAAGAAUUAUUCCUGUCUGAGAGUUCAUCACGCUAAGCUGCCAAGAAAAACACAUUCAUUUGCAAAGAACUAAGAAUGUUUGCUGAACUCCUGGCAGGCAUUGUUCCCUGUUUCCCAGAGGCUGGUGACCAGCUCCUGUGGAGUGUUCAGCGAGUCCCCACCAUGUCUCAAGGGGGCUGCACUCUUCUACCCCCAGCUUUCCUUAGGGGUGGAGACAAGGAAUGGUGGGAGCAGUUUUCUACAGUCCCACAAAGGAGCCCAUGCGUGAGUCUUGACCUUUUGUUUUGAGUGGGUUUUGAGACAGUUGCUCCAAGUGAGUUCUGGCCUCAGAACAGAGGAUCCAGCAAUUCCUACACUCGGGAAAGAAACUCCGUGUCCCCCGCAGACAGGCAAGACCUGACCUGUUGGCUCUCUCUCCUGCGUGGCCUCAGCCAGCUGCACACACUUAAGACAGGGCUGAAGCUGCUCCUCCCUGAGACCUGCCAUGAGUCCUAGAGACUUUCGUGAACAACCAGCUGAGGCUGAUGACCAAGAGGCAGCGAGGAUGACAGUGACGCUCAUGGGGUUUCCAGGAUGGUCACUCGUGUGCAGGCUGCAGAGGGCUGUGCUAAGUGGGAGGGUACGUUCUCCAAACACAAGAAUGCCUGCGCCGGCACGAGUGGGGCGUGUUUUUCUGUGUUUUCCAGAUGAUCUUAACCCCCUCUUAGCAAAGGAGUUUGUGCAUGUUGGAAGCAAGAGCUGACAAAUGUGCUUAAACGGUAAAGCCAGAGAAAGGCCAGCCCCAGUAACUUCCCUAAGGGCUGAGUCAGCCACAGUCUCGGAGUGUACGUGUUGGCCGUCUUCUAUUUUUGUAAAUUAAUCAGUGUGUUUUAAAUGUCAUCAGUUGAUGUGAGGAUUGUCUAAGGCAUUUGCCUGUGGUGUGGCUCCAUGGGAGACUGGCUGUGUAAUAAGAAACCCAAGAAGCCAGUCAUCCAGGGUGCACAGGCCAGCAUUCAGUGGCUUUCCUCCGGAAUGGGUGAGCACUCUUCUUCCCUCUCUUCAGUAGGAUGCCCCAUUCUUGUUUAGUAAUUUAGUGGCGGAUUAUAAUGCGUAUAUACAAGUGCAUACUUAUGAGGUAGCAUUUCUUUCCUUAAUAUCCAGAAAAUCCCACUGUUUCCCCAUGAGCAUUCUCCUCGGGAGGACUGCAGGGCUCCCCAAGUAAAAUGGUGGUUGACUCCUCUAGCAGAAUGGCCUCUGGGGUCUGGCGUGGUCCUCAAAUUCCCCUUGAGGUGAGAGGUCAUUGUCUUUUGAGAGUGGAUUGAAGUUGGGGAAAUAUCCCAGAUUGUUCACAGCACAAGUGAAUGAACUCAGAGGGCAUUAGUCAGAGUAAGAGUCCCAGGACCAUCGAGAUGACCCAGUAGGAAAGGCACUGUCACCAAGCCAAGACCUGGGCUCCAUCCCCAGGACACACUGGGUAGGAGAGGACCAACUCCUGCAAGUUGUCCACACACACACACACACACACACACACGUUUUAAAAGAAUAUCGAACAUGUAGGAAGAGUCAUUAGUAUCCGUGACCUCUAGGGCCUUUUUUCAAGCCCGGUUCUCUCGCCAGGCCUCGUGUGCGUGCACGCUGUCCCCCCCCCCCCCCCCAGUACACUGCAGAACUAAGUCCGUAUUCAUUAGUAUGAACACCCAGUAGGUAUUCUGUAAAAUGGAGAUAUACUUAAGUGCAUGUUGUGUGUGCCGUGACUGAGGUGUGUCCUUGUCGUGAGACUUUGCUUCUUUGCCGAGUUAAGACCCUGCCCUUCCCUCGAGACAGUAAAUAUACAGCAGUUUCUGGAAUCAGCUUCUCAAGUUUUGCCGCCUGUGUUGUGUUUACCUGUGACUUUGCCUGAGUGUCUGUUCUCACAUACACACCUGUAUUUAUUACAAAGCAGAACAGGGACAGGCUUAGCCGGAGUAUUUGUAUCUGAAUGUUUUUCGAGGAGGGACGGUGGAGCCUCCUCCUCAGUGAGGCACUGACAGAAUCUGUGUCAAAUUCUGUGAACUGGGGCCAACACGGGUACCAGCUUCAGCCUGACUGAGUGCCCUGGGGCCACUGCCCUCUCCACUGCCUUGUGUGUGUGCGUGCGUGUGGUUGUGUUUGUGGCCCUGUGCUGAGGGCAUGUGCCGCUCUUCCCAGCAGACCCUGGUAUCCAUGUGCAACCUUUGGCAUCUCCGUGUUACUGCACUGUAUUGUGAGGUGGUGCGCAGAUCGGAGCAGAUGGGUCUGUGCAGACUGGGGAGUCCCCAUAGUGAAUGUGGAUACUGUUGGUCAGCCAAAGAUUUUCCUAUUCUUUGCUGCUUAAACUUUGUGCCUUAAAAUUGUAAAUAAUAAAUGGGUAAAA